Molecule: messenger RNA, 1014 nt
Organism: Fusarium fujikuroi IMI 58289
Lineage: Eukaryota; Fungi; Ascomycota; Sordariomycetes; Hypocreales; Nectriaceae
Product: related to ADH2-alcohol dehydrogenase II
Exons: 4
Coding region: 1-1014 (337 amino acids)
Molecular function (GO): oxidoreductase activity
Source: RefSeq, a predicted model, not a curated record
AUGAAAGCAAUCCAGAUCAAGGAGUUCAACGCGCCCUAUACCGUCUCCGAUGUGGACAAGCCAAAGCCAAAGCCUCAUCAACUGCUCAUCCAGAUCAAAGCUGGUGGGUUUUGUCACACUGAUUGCAUGGCCCUUGAGAAUGCUUUUGGUUCAAAACUGCCGUUCAUUGGGUCACAUGAGCCAGCUGGUGUUGUUGUUGAAGUCGGAUCUGAGGCCCAAGGGUUUGCGGAGGGAGAUCGAGUUGGAUGUCUCAACUUUGACAGCUGCUGCGGUAGGGCUGGGAGGCCGAUUUACUGCGAUAAUCCAAGUAUGAAAGGUAUCACGACGGAUGGCGCAUGGGCGGAAUACAUGGCAGCCGACGCUCGAUUUACUGUGAAACUCCCAGACUCACUUGACUUUCUCACCGCAGCCUGCAUGAUGUGUGCUGGCAUCACUGUGUACGGGGGAAUCAAGAGAGCUCAAGUCCCAUCUGGUGGUUCCAUUGGUAUCUUGGGCAUUGGCGGACUUGGUCAUAUUGGAACACAAGUUGCCAAAGCAAUGGGAUAUCAAGUCGCUGCGAUUGAUGUCAAGCAAGAUGCCCUGGACCUCGUAUCAUCUUACAAUCUGAAACCCGACGUCUGCAUUCUAUCAACCGAUCCAGCUGAAACUUCCAUGGAGAAGAUCACCAACGUCAUACAAGGUGACUACCAUGGUCUCGACGCCACGGUGAUCGCAACCGAUGCUCCCGCCGCGUUUGAUCUCGCGGCGAAAUUGACGCGAAAGCACGGAACUAUGGUUCUUCUUGGUCAACCUGAAAAGGGUAUUACCUUGUCUUAUCAGAACGUCAUCUUUCGUGAUAUCAAGCUAGUUGGUUCCCUCGUCGCGGACACUGAUGAAACUGAGGAGCUCUUGGAACUAGUCGUAAAACAUGAUAUCAAGGUCAAGAUCAAGGAAUGGAAGCCUGAAGAUGCUGAGAAGAUGAGACAAGAAUAUCUGGCUGGUAGGAACAGCGGUAAGAAUGUGAUAGUAUUCUAG